GAUUGUGUUUCAGGAGCUGGUGAGCCCAUUGGUGUGUUAGAAAAUCAACUUCCAUAAAGAGAAGAUGGAGUUUCCUCUUCCUUUGGGGAAUGCAAUAUAAACCAAGUAAUUACACCAAAACUGAGCAGCUUCCUUAAACUGUCGCUCUGUCCGCUUUGAGUCUUCGAAUUAAAGGCUGUGAAGCUCAACAAACACCGCCAAGAUGUCAGAGAGAAAGAUCUCCUCGAGUCGUAAGCAUCAGCUGAAGAGUUUGAUGCUCUCCAUCGCCAAAGGUAUCCUGGAGGAUGAAGAGAGGGAGCAAGAGCAGGAGAGGAGGAGGUACAUGGACGAGAACUGUCCUGCCAUUUCUAUGCCCAGGAACAUGCAGGAGCUGCAGGAGCUGGCGAGGGAGAUCCACCACAAGAUCGACGUGAUCGACGAGGAGCGGUACAACCUGGAGAUGAAAGUCUCUAAAACCAACAAAGAGAUUGAUGACCUGAGGAUCAAAGUCCAGGACCUGAUGGGCAAGUUCAAGAAGCCCGUCUUGAGGAAAGUACGUAUGUCAGCUGACGCCAUGCUGAAGGCUCUGCUGGGCUCCAAACACACGGUCAACCUGGACCUGAGGGCCAACCUGAAGCAGGUCAAGAAGGAGGUCAAAGAGGAGGAUAAGGAGCUGCGUGACGUCGGGGACUGGCGUAAAAACAUUGAAGACAAAUCGGGAAUGGACGGCAGGAAGAAGAUGUUUGAGGCCGAGGCUUAAAUCAGUCUGAUUCAACAUGUUGCAGUGACUCAGUCCCUGUUCUCACUGACCGCUUCAAUCAGGAAACAUUUUGAAUUAUGGUGUAAAGUGUAGAAUCCUCCAACCAAUAAACAGCUGCUCAGAGAG
Notolabrus celidotus (New Zealand spotty) is the source of this 865-nucleotide messenger RNA. RefSeq names its product troponin I, fast skeletal muscle-like. NCBI's taxonomy places the organism in Eukaryota, Metazoa, Chordata, Actinopteri, Labriformes, Labridae. Gene Ontology annotation, biological process: muscle contraction. The record is from RefSeq and is a predicted model, not a curated record. Gene Ontology annotation, cellular component: troponin complex. The transcript is spliced from 7 exons. The coding region runs from base 203 to 739 and encodes 178 amino acids.